AUGGAUCUGUCAACUACUCCCCAGCGAACGCCGUAUCGACUCGGCGGGCUCUCCUCCUUCCUCCCGCUCAACGAUGACACCACGACUGUGUCAACUAGAGGUCAGCGCCUUCCAGGACUACUUCAGAGUCGUUCAAGCGCGUCACUGUUUACCAUACCCAAGCGGCCGCACACCCGACGAGGCUCCUUUCACAGCAACCAUUCCCUCGAGGACGAAGAGCAAAGCGUCCAGGAUGAGAUGGAACCCCUGCAUAGACGACGCACUGCGACCUUGGAGGUCGACUCGCGGCGGAUGAGCCUGGGACCGGAGAUCCUGAACACCCCUCAAAUGCGCAGCAUGCGAUUGAUCGGCAACAGUAAUCCUCGGUACCGCUGGCACCAGUAUUACAAGACGGAGGAAGAGCUGAAGAAGAUGGAGAAACAUAUACGAAAAUACUAUGAACGGAACAACUUCCUGAUUGCUCAAUACAUGUAUAUCGACCGGCUGCUGGACUCGUCGCUCCCUCACCAUCUCAUUCAAGAAUAUCACCAGCCCGCGAAUGGCUUCAGUGCCAACAUGAAGACCAUCAGCGAAGAGCCUUCUGGGUCUGCCACCAACGCGUCUACACCCACCGGUACCCAACCUGGCAACACUCCAACUCCGGCUGAAGCCAAAUUGAAGCGAACACCAAAGAAUUUAUAUAAGCUUCCCAAUGAGGCCACGCCUCUAUUGACCGAUGAUGACGACCCUCCCGACGUCCCCUUCCCAGACAUCGACCUGGAGAAUAUGGACCAAAACGUUGAGUCGGACGAUCCCAUCGUGACAGUGGCAAUCUACCUCAACCUUGCGGCGAACAUAAUUCUUCUUGCUGGAAAGCUUGUCGUCAUGGUACUGACGUCCUCGCUCUCCGUGCUUGCGUCUCUCGUCGAUGCCGCCCUCGACUUUUUGUCGACUGCCAUCGUCUGGACCACCACGAAGCUUAUUUCUCGACAAGACUCAUAUGCGUACCCGAUAGGGCGGCGGCGUCUCGAACCUGUCGGUGUUCUUGUCUUCAGUAUCAUCAUGAUCACCUCGUUCUUCCAAGUCAGUCUGCAGUGUCUGAAUCGCCUGCUCUUACCGGACCAUAGUGUCGUGCAGCUAGGAAUUCCCGCCAUCGUCAUCAUGCUGAGCACCAUAGCCAUCAAAGGCUUCUGUUGGUUCUGGUGCCGGCUGGUGAAGAAUAGCUCUGUGCAAGCCCUGGCUCAGGAUGCGGCCACUGAUGUUGUCUUCAACCUGUUCUCGAUCGUGUUUCCCCUUGUCGGCUACUACGCUCAGAUUUGGUGGCUUGACGCCUUGGGCGGUCUCUUGUUGUCGCUCUACGUCAUUUUCAACUGGUCCAAGACCAGCAGUGAGCAUGUCCGCAACCUGUGCGGAGCUGCGGCGACGGCCGACCAGCGCAACGUUCUCCUUUAUCUUACGAUGCGGUUUGCAAAGACUAUUCGCUACAUCCAAGGCCUUCAGGCCUACCACGCCGGCGACAAGCUGAAUGUCGAGGUCGAUAUUGUCCUCGACGAGAACAUGAGCCUGCGGGACAGUCAUGAUCUCGGGGAGAGUUUGCAGUACGUGUUGGAAAGCGUGCCGUAUGUGGACAGGGCAUUUGUGCAUGCGGAUUAUGCCGAUUGGAAUCUGCCGAGUCAUAUGAAUCAGCAAGCGUGA
Molecule: messenger RNA, 1674 nt
Organism: Capronia coronata CBS 617.96
Lineage: Eukaryota; Fungi; Ascomycota; Eurotiomycetes; Chaetothyriales; Herpotrichiellaceae
Exons: 1
Coding region: 1-1674 (557 amino acids)
Biological process (GO): transmembrane transport; monoatomic cation transport
Cellular component (GO): membrane
Molecular function (GO): monoatomic cation transmembrane transporter activity
Source: RefSeq, a predicted model, not a curated record